This is a messenger RNA of Cantharellus anzutake, 1341 nucleotides long. RefSeq lists its product as uncharacterized. Bases 318 to 1154 code for a protein of 278 amino acids. The transcript has 5 exons. The record is from RefSeq and is a predicted model, not a curated record. NCBI's taxonomy places the organism in Eukaryota, Fungi, Basidiomycota, Agaricomycetes, Cantharellales, Hydnaceae.
AUACUGUCAGCAUGCUACCAUCUUGCGCGACCCAUUCAGGCCCGGCGGUUACUUUGUGUGGUAAUCCGUCAGCUCCUUGUAAACGAGUCUAGGAAUCCAGCUCUAAAUCCCCCGCCUGAUGCAUUGGAAAUAUUCUUGAAAUCUCAUGGAGGGGUUGAGGCAAUAGCUGUCACUCUCCGCCAGAUCCUCAUUAACUACACCGUGCAUCAGCUUAGCGGCGAUGAUCAGAGCACUCCAGAUACACCCAAGCUGCCCGAGAAUUACCAGAUCGAUGCGACUCAGAUUUCCGCUGAAUUUAUCGCCCUGGACGCACGAAGAUGCGGUUCGGCUUCUUGGCACACACUUUGCAAUGGCGAAGGAUAGUGAUAGUGAGGAAGUUAGGGAGAAUCGUUGGAUGGUUGUCAACAACGUUGCACCGUUUAUCAAUCUUGCCCUGCGGUGAUAGUAAUGUGAUUAACGCGGCACCGAACCCGGCUCAACGGAUUGCAGAGCUCGUUAUUUCCUCUAACUUCCUAACUGUUGCCAGCCAAUCGCUUGUCAUGGCUGCUGCAACAAAAGAUGCUCACAACUCCGCGUGGUACCGUAUCUUCAAGAUGAUCAUCCAUACCGUUCAAUGUAAAGACUUGUCAUGCAGGGUUUACCUCCCUGCGAUCCCCUCGGAGCCAAACGCGCUCUCGCUUCAGAGGACCCUUGCCAACGCAUUCCGCCCCCUUUUCCUCCCCGUCCUCGAUGACAUCGAUGUUCUUAUCUCAAAACAAGCCACAGAUGAAGCAGCCAUACCUGAAAGCUUAAAACAGCACUUGAACAUCGCGGAGGACGAAGAAAAGGAGAAAGAAAAGGAGAAAGAGAAAGAAAGGAAGUUGCGCGAGAGCGCAGCUCUUUGGCAGACCGUGUUAACCUGGAGAGCACUUGCCACCGGACUAGGCUUCAACGAAGAAGUAGAGAGAGGGACGAGAAAGGAUGUCGAACGAGGGGCCACUAUUGAUCAUGCAAAAUUUUGCUGGUGGUACAAGUGCGACACGAAGGACGCUUCCGAGACGUACAAGCGAUGUUCGGGAUGUAAGGCUGUAUCGUAUUGCUCACCCGACCAUCAAAAGCUUGACUGGAAGGAGGGCGCACACAAAGAUGUAUGCAUGAUUUUGCAAAACGCCUGAAUACAUUUACAAUUUGAUUCCUUAUGUGAAUGCUAAAUUUGGGUUCGGGCGCGUAUAUGACCAUAUAUAAUUUUACGUAAUCGGCCGAUCCGAGGGCUAAGCGCCAAACAUCGCUAGCAGCAGGAACGAUGGCGCUACGGGUUGGGUACAUCCGCGAACAGUUCGCAUCGCCACUUCUUCAGGUAGG